Mollisia scopiformis is the source of this 1340-nucleotide messenger RNA. Its product is annotated as NAD(P)-binding protein. Gene Ontology annotation, biological process: cellular response to oxidative stress. The record is from RefSeq and is a predicted model, not a curated record. The coding region runs from base 198 to 1196 and encodes 332 amino acids. Gene Ontology annotation, cellular component: cytoplasm. The transcript is spliced from 4 exons. NCBI's taxonomy places the organism in Eukaryota, Fungi, Ascomycota, Leotiomycetes, Helotiales, Mollisiaceae. Gene Ontology annotation, molecular function: quinone reductase (NADPH) activity; zinc ion binding.
ACAACACCAACUUAUCUCCGCAUACCAGCGCGAUUGCAUCCGCUUAUGAAGCAAUUGAACAAUAAUCAACCAGCUUUCCCGAACAUUAUUUAUUUCUUGUGGAGCGGACCACCAUUCUUGCUUCCGAAGUUAGGAAUUAAUCUGUACCUAGAGCGAGAGUUGCCCAGCUAAGUUCACAGCUUCAAUUCAGACGCACAAUGGCUACCUCAAUUCCCAAAAUGAUGAAAGGCGUUCUCGUCGAGAAGACGGGAGGAGUGGAGGUUUUGGAAUACAAAACUGACCUCCCCGUCCCGACUCCAAAAGAGGGGGAGGUAUUGGUGAAGAAUGACUUUAUUGGCAUCAAUUACAUCGACACCUAUUUCCGAACCGGUCUCUACCCAUCCAAGAAACCCGAAAUCCUCGGCCGAGAAGCAGAAGGCACAAUCGUGUCCACUGGUCCCGGCGGCGAGCUCUAUAACCUCAAAGUUGGCGAUCGAGUCGUAUGGAUGGGCACCAGUGCAUACGCCGAAUAUACCGCUGCUCCAGCAUCCAAGACACACGUUAUCCCCUCCUCCCUCCCGCAAGGCGUCGCUGCCGCCGCUCUUUUGCAAGGUCUCACGGCCCUGACCCUGAUCCGCGAGUCCUACCACGUCAAAAAGGGCGACUUUGUGCUCGUCCAUGCGGCAGCUGGUGGUGUGGGACUCUGGCUGUGCCAGUUGCUUAAGGUGGUUGGUGCAAGGACUAUCGGUACAGCGAGUACCGCGGAGAAAAUCGAGCUGGCGAAGAAGAAUGGCGCGGAGUUUAUGAUUAAUUAUAAGGAGGAGAAGGAUUUUGUGGGUGCGGUGAAGAAGAUUACGGGGCCGGAGGGCGUGAGGGCUGUUUUUGAUAGUACGGGGAAGGAUCAGUUUGAGAAUGACCUCGAGGUUGUGGGGAGGAAGGGGACGGUUGUUUCGUAUGGGAAUUCCUCGGGAGCUGUUCCUCCUUUUGCGAUUUCGAGGUUGUCGGCGAAGAAUGUGGCGAUUUUGAGACCGACGCUUUUCAAUUAUAUAGCUACGAGAGAGGAGUUCGAGGCUUAUACGGCUGAGCUGUUUGAUUUUAUUAUCAAGGACAAUUUGAAUGCCAGGGUCCAUGAGACGUAUCCUUUAGCGGAUAUUGCGAGGGCUCAUACAGAUCUGGAAGGACGAAAGACGACUGGCAAGCUUUUGCUUAAGCCGUAGGAAACGAGAUAGCACAAAGUUCAAUGAUGAUACAUGAUUGGUGCUGAUUGCUUUCUAUUUGGAAAGCUGCUGUUUAAGUCUAUAUGCUGACAUGCAAGUACCUUUAGACAAUGCUGAACCAGAAUGCAUACAUAACUAAACAGA